AUGGAUCCUAUCACCAAACCUCGUUCAAAAAGUUCAAAAAGAUUAUCGGGCGUUAUUAAGCCUCCUAAAAUCCUAAAUCCUAACCUUUAUAAAGCAUCCAAAGCUUUAGAGGCUGGUGAAACAUUUUAUUAUAAAAAAGAAUAUGAAUCUGCAAAAAAAGACUUAGUUAAAGGGUUCUCAUCGUUAAAAGCGGAUGAGAAUGUAUCGGAACAACUUUUUCUUAAUGCUACUAGAAUUUAUGGUGAGAUUAUGGUAUUAGAAGAAAAUUAUCUUGAUGCUUUAGAUUUUUUUAAUAAGGCAUUGAAAUCUUCACCAUCUGAUUCGACGACUUUACAAGCUCGUGGUCUAGUAAAUAUUAAGCUCCAAAGAUAUUUAGACGCACUUAAUGAUUUUAAUACAUUUUUAAACAUUGAACCAACCAAUCCGGAUGCACUGAGUUCAAGGGGCUCCUUGUUCAAAAAACUUGGAAGGUAUGACGAGGCACUAGAGGAUUAUACCAAAGCAAUGAAAAUAUCAAACCGAAAAGAUCUUCAACUUCUCUUAAACAGAGGAAAGGUUUAUUUAGCCCAAACCCGAUAUGAAGAAGCAUUGAACGAUUUUAAUGAACUUUUAAAUUUAAGAAAUCAAGCAGAAUCUCAUAUAAAAGUAUGGAUUAAAGAAUUUGUGGAUGAUAAUGAGAAGUUAAGAAAUUAUGAAUUUGAAAGAAGAACAAUAGUUGGUACAUGUGGUAGAAAAUAUACAAUCGAUGCUGUGUGGGAAAAAACCCCGUCCAUUGAAGCUAAUAAUAAUGUGCUUGACGGAUCUACAUCGAUUAACGAAUUACAGUCUAUACAACCCCUUUCAAGCUGUUCUCCGAAAUCUCCAAACCAUUUAUUUACUCCAAAGAUACAUCAAAUAGCCUUUUAA
Molecule: messenger RNA, 906 nt
Organism: Dentiscutata heterogama
Lineage: Eukaryota; Fungi; Glomeromycota; Glomeromycetes; Diversisporales; Gigasporaceae
Source: the annotation of a GenBank genome assembly